This is a messenger RNA of Scheffersomyces amazonensis, 1523 nucleotides long. RefSeq names its product putative pyridoxal kinase (gene BUD16). Gene Ontology annotation, molecular function: pyridoxal kinase activity. The record is from RefSeq and is a predicted model, not a curated record. The coding region runs from base 284 to 1309 and encodes 341 amino acids. Gene Ontology annotation, biological process: pyridoxal 5'-phosphate salvage. Lineage: Eukaryota; Fungi; Ascomycota; Pichiomycetes; Serinales; Debaryomycetaceae. Gene Ontology annotation, cellular component: cytosol. The transcript has a single exon.
UUCUCCCCGGAUAAAUAGUUGCUAUCUUACUGUCUACGUCAUAUUUAAAUCUAAACACGUAGCACAAGUUUUGCAACUAAAUAUACGCACAAAGGUCAUGUGAUUGUCAAUCACGUUCAAGAUCAUGUGAAAAAAUUAACUCUGAUGCACAUCUAUCAAAUUUUUUUAAGAGUCACAAUAUAGCUAAAGCAGUUAUAGUUAAGGGUUGCCUUUACUUGAUUUGAAAGAUAUUUUGAGUGUUACUCAGCCACUAAUACUCGAACCGAUACCCAAUACAAUAUCCAUGUCGAAAUCGGUAUUAUCCAUACAAUCACAUGUCGUUCAUGGCUAUGUCGGAGGUAAGGCCGCUAUAUUCCCCUUACAAACUCAAGGAUGGGAAGUUGAUAAUAUUAAUACCGUUAAUUUUUCAAAUCAUACAGGUUAUGGAUCAUUUAAAGGAACCAGUAUAGAUGAAUCUAAUGAAUUAAAACCGAUCCUUCAUCAACUUUUUCAUGGAUUACAUAUACCUUAUACUGCAGUAUUAACUGGAUAUGUUCCUAAUUCGAAAUUAAUUGCAUGCAUUGGGGAUGCCAUAACAGAAUUAAAACUGACAUCUCAAAAUCCUUUACUUUAUUUGUUAGAUCCAGUAAUGGGAGAUAAUAAUUAUCUUUAUGUCGAUGAAUCAUGUAUAACACAAUAUAGAUCAUUUUUAGAUCGUCAUAUUGUCGAUAUAAUAACUCCAAAUCAAUUUGAACUAGAAUUACUUAUUGAUUCUCCUAUUAAAUCGGUAGCCGAUUUAAAGAUUGCCAUGGCCAAAUUACAUCUCGUUCAUAAUAUCAAAUACGUCGUAAUCACUAGUUUAAAUGCAUCAAUAUUUGAUGAUCAAGAAGAUUCUUCAAAUAGUAAUGGAGAUGGAUAUAUCUACUGUGCAUGUUCAAGUAUAUCAGCAAUUAAUCAUGUUGAAAUAUUUAAAAUUAAUAUUAUAAAGUCAUAUUUCACGGGUGUAGGAGAUUUAUUCUCUGCCCUAUUAUUAGACAAACUAUACACAAAUUUACAAAAUCUUAAUGAUGAUGUAAGAGUUUUAUCUCGCUCAGUCAAUCAGGUAUUGACUAUUAUGUCUAAAACCCUUAAAUUAACUCAUUCAUUAGGCAUAAAACAAUUCAAUCAAGCUCAAGCUCAUAAAAAGACAACUCCAUCCACAGUUGUUGGUAAAAUUAAUGACGCAGAUUCAAUGAAAUAUUUUGAAUUAAAAAUUAUUCAAGCCAGACCCUAUUACGACUAUGAUGGUCCCGGUGAAUUUACAUCUCUGUUACUAAAAGUCGAUUUAUAGAUUAGUACAAUAUAAAAUUAUUCAUAGAUAUUUCUUUUCAUUUCAUUAUUGUUAUACAGUACCUUAAUAGUAAAGAUAACUAACCCUUUGCGUCAUAACCGAUUGUCUAGUCUCUGUACGAACUGACUCAUACUCCGUAAAGCGGUCGCAUUUUCACUCCUCUUUCGGACACCACCCAAAUUUUUUGUGCAAUAUAUCAGCCCGCAAAAUACGU